Pollicipes pollicipes is the source of this 6203-nucleotide messenger RNA. Its product is annotated as TATA-binding protein-associated factor 172-like. The record is from RefSeq and is a predicted model, not a curated record. Gene Ontology annotation, molecular function: ATP hydrolysis activity; DNA binding; TBP-class protein binding. The coding region runs from base 129 to 5495 and encodes 1788 amino acids. Lineage: Eukaryota; Metazoa; Arthropoda; Thecostraca; Pollicipedomorpha; Pollicipedidae. The transcript is spliced from 30 exons.
AAAUGACAUGGUGUGCGGAGAAUGGCUCCCGAUAGAUGUGGUGGAGGUCGGUCAGGUGAUGACGCCUGGCCAGAGCGCUGGAUCCAGCAUCAGAUCUAUCUACGGGAUAGAAUCAGCGGAGGCUGACGAUGACCACCAGACUGGACCGGCUGUUCGUGCUGCUGGAGAGCGGCUCGUCGGCCCUCACGCGCAAGGCGGCUGCCCAGCAGCUGGGCGACGUCCAGAGGAUGCACCCCCAUGAGCUGUACAAUCUGCUGGACAGGGUGCAUCAGUACCUGCAGAGCAGCUCGUGGGACUGCCGGAUCGCCGCCGGCCAGGCGGUCGAGGCCAUCGUCAGCAGCGUGCCGCAGUGGCGGCCCGAGCCCGUAGCCGGCUGCGCAGAGGCGGCCGCGUGCCCGGCGGAACGCGUGCCGCACGUGCAGCUCAGCCUGGACACGUUCCGCGUGGAUGAGGUGCUGGAGACGGGCCCCAUCCUCACCUCGCUGGAGGCCUGCGACAUGGAGCAGGCCGACGGACCGGACGUCUCCUCCCAGCGGCUGCUGCUCAACAAGCGACUGGGUCUGGACGUGGCCGAGAAGCUCGGCCUCGACACGUCCUCCAUCUUCUCCAACGAGGACUUGGCGACCACGCCGCAGCAGGUGGAGCUGUCCUCGUGCUCGUCCCGCAAGGCGAGCCGCCGCGGCCGGAGGGAGGGGCGGCGUCGGUGCAGCCCCAGUAGCGUCCCGUCGCCCGGGUCCGGAGAGCCGGCCGCGAAGCUGGCCCGCAACGACUCGCCGGUGCCACCCAGGCGUCAGCUGUCCUCCUACAUCAGCGUCGAGCGGUGGGACGAGAGUGACGAGUGGCCGCUGGAGUGCUGGUGUGAUCUGCUCUGCGACGACCUGAUGUCGCCGCAGUGGGAGGUGCGCCACGGCGCCGUCACCGCGCUGCGCGAGACGCUCAAGGUGCACGGCUCCGGUGCCGGCCGGCAGCCGGGCCUCUCACAACAGCAGAUGGCCGAGCGGCAGCGCCUGCGCCUGGAGGACCUGGCGCUGCGCCUGGUGCGCCUGCUGGCGCUGGACCGGCUCGGGGACUACAUCGGCGACCAGGUGGUGGCGCCAGUGCGCGAGACGGCGGCGCAGGCGCUGGGCGCGGUGCUGCGCCUCCUGCCGCUGUCGUCGGUCUGGCAGCUGGCGGGCGUGCUGCUGGCGCUGCUCGACCGCACGGAACGGCUGCGCCGCCUCCUGCACGCCGUGCUGCAGGGACUGGACGACGCCUGUGACGACGUGUCGGCCGUGGCCGCCAACUGCCUGGUGUCGUCCUGUGACGAGCUGGUCGGCCUCUUCCCGGCCGCCACCGUGUCCGGCAUAGUGGCCACGCUCUGGGACUCGUUGACCGAGCUGGACGACCUGAUGACCUCGACGCCGGCCGUCAUGGAGCUGCUGGCCACACUCAGCUGCCAGGACGUGGUGGCCGACAGGACUUCGCUGCCGUCGCUGGUGCCUCGGCUGUGGCCGUUCCUGGGGCACACUUCGUCGAGCGUGCGGCGGUCGGCCGCCCUUACCCUCAGCCAGCUGGUCCACAGUCAGGACCUGGAGACGUGGUCGGCGGAGGUGAUUCAGAUGGCGCUGCGCCUCACCUUCCAGCGCGCCUUGCUGGAGGACCAAGCUGCCAUACUGGACCUGUUGGUCAAGGCGUGGGCCGGCCUGGUCAGCCGCACGUCGCUCGCCACGCUGCUGACGGCCACGUGUCCGCACAUCGCCUCCUGGCUGUGCAUCCUGAUGCAGCCCACCAAGAUGGCCAUCAGCCCCGGCCUGCUGCUGGCCGCCCCCCGCCUGACCCGCCGGCCGUGCAGUCCGGGCGCUGUGGACCCGGCUGUGCCGAGCCAGUGUUACCGGGCCGCCAUGCGCGCCCGCCUCACCGGCGCCGCCCUGCUCGGCUCACUCAGCCCCUACAUCGUCCAGCCCAUGCCCGGCGCCGUGUACCUGGUCGAGUCGCCCGUCAGCACGUAUGUGGCGCUGCUCUCCACCCAUCUGACCUCACUGUCUGCCAUGCAGCGCGCGGUGGUCGGCCACGUGAUCGCCGAGUGGGUCAAGGCGGCGCCCCGGUUCGAGUUUCCCGACUCGCUCGUGCAGCGUCUGCACGGCUGCCUGGCCGAGUCGGUCUGCUUCGACGAGACGGCCGUGGGAUUUUCGCGGCUGCAGCAGGACUGCCGCGACUACCUGGCUCUGCUCAAACACUACAAGCUGGCCGUCGAUGCCGGCUUCCAGAGCGCGCGCGUGCUGAGUUUCGAGCAGAUCCGCCAGUUGACCGGGCCGGUGUCGGCGGCGCUGCUCAACAGCAGCCGCCUGUCGGCCAAGGUGAUGGAGAAGCUGCAGGAGCGGCGGCUGAGCCUGCAGCGCUCGGGCGCGCAAGUGUGCGACGACCACACCGGCUGGUCCACCAGGACCCAGCUGGCUCUGGCACGGGCUGUGAUUCUGAUGAACCGGCUCACCGACAAGCUGAACCCGGUAGUGCGGCCCGUCAUGGAGAGCAUCAAACGCGAGACUGACCCCCAGCUGCAGGACCUUGCGGCCGACGGCGUGGUCCGCCUGCUGGAGCUGCACCGCCAGCGCCAGUCGGGGCCCGUCUCCAAGAUCAUCAGAAACCUCUGUGCCUUCAGCUGCUGUGAUCCUCUGAGUACGCCCUGCGUUCAGGAGCUGCGCUCGGACAGCAGGCCGGGCACACCGUGCUCCCCGGACUGCCAGCCGGCCGGCGCCGGCCCCGCCCCGGCUGACGCCCGUCCGCCUGCCGAGCUGCUGGGCAUCGUCAGCCUGGAAAGGCUACAGCAGAGUGAGGAGGACCGGUCGGGUCGGCGCGGCUCGGCGACCAGACCGCCCGGGCGCCCGAGCGAUGUCAGCGCCGCCGCUCCAGCCGCUUCCUCGGCCGCCGCUCAAGAGAACAACGCCGCGUUAGAACUCCAGGCAAGAACAUGUCCGGCCGCCGCUGAGGCCUUUGUGUCUAGCUGUUGCCCAUUGGUUCUUUUGUAUCUCAUUUCCCACCCAAGUGGUGUCUUGCUCAGCCGUGAGGUGCAGCGGCGGGGUGCCUGCCGCGCGCUGACGGCGGUCUGCCAGCGCUUCGGCGCCGCGCUGCCGGACUGCCUUUUGGAGCUGUCGCUGGCGCAGCUGGACACCGUGCCGCCGCCCGAUCACGCCGUUCAGCACCUCAUCAACGGCCUCCAGGUCACUGAGGUCAUCGUGCCGGCGUUGCAUCCCGACAUACACCAUCUGGCGCUCUCCCGGCUGGACCGGCUGCGGGACUGCCUGUGCCACGGCCACAAGGCGGUGCGCCACAUGGCCGCCCGCUGCCUGGCCGCCCUGGCCCGGCUCGACCUGCACUGCGCCGCCACUUACCUCGUGGAGCACGUGCUGCCGCUGCUCGGCAGCGGCUCGAGCGUGGCCACGCGCCAGGGCGCCAUAGAAGCAGUCAGCUGCCUAGUCGACUCGCUCUGGAUGGACGCGCUACCCUAUAUCGUGCUUCUCGUCGUACCCGUGCUCGGUCGAAUGUCGGACCGGGACACGGCCGUGCGUCUGCUGGCGUCCCGCUCGUUCGCCGCCAUCAUCCAGCUGAUGCCGCUGGAGCCGGGCUGCGGCGGCGCCGAGGCCGUGCCGCCGCACCUGGCCGAGCUGAAGCGCGCCGAGCGCCGCUUCCUCGACCAGCUGAUGGACCCGGCCUGCAUCGACCAGGUGGCCGUGCCGGCGUCAGUGCGCGCGCAGCUACGGCCGUACCAGCGGCGCGGUGUCAGCUGGCUCGCCUUCCUCAACACGUACCAGUUGCACGGCGUGCUGUGCGACGACAUGGGUUUGGGCAAGUCGCUGCAGAGCCUCUGCAUGUUGGCGGUGGAUCAGGCCGCCCGACGCGAGCAGCUGCGGCGCGGCGGCGGCGGCGCUGAGGGUGCGCUGCUGCCCUCCCUCAUCGUGUGCCCGCCCACGCUCACCGGCCACUGGAUGUACGAGGUGGAGAAGUUCGUUGACCCGAGCGAGCUCAGCCCGCUGCACUACUUCGGCCUUCCGAACGAGCGGGUGCGCCUGCAGGCGCGGCUGCCGCAGCACAACCUGGUGAUCGUCUCCUACGACAUCGUCCGCAACGACCUGGACUUCUUCUCAGGCGUCAAGUGGAACUACUGCAUUCUGGAUGAGGGGCACAUUAUCAAGAACGGCAAGACCAAGGUGGCCCGCGCCAUCAAACAGCUGGAUGCCAUGCACCGGCUGAUCCUGACGGGCACGCCGCUGCAGAACUCUGUGCUGGAGCUGUGGUCGCUGUUCGACUUCCUGAUGCCUGGCUUCCUGGGCACGGAGAAGCAGUUCACGUCGCGCUACAGCCGGCCGAUCCUGCUGUCGCGCGACGCCAAGGCCAACUCGCGCGAGCAGGAGGCCGGAGCGCUGGCGAUGGAGGCGCUGCACCGCCAGGUGCUGCCCUUCCUGCUGCGCCGCCUGAAGGAGGACGUGCUGGACGACCUGCCGCCCAAGAUCACGCAAGACUAUUACUGCGAGCUGUCUGACGUGCAGAAGCGGCUGUACGAGGCGUUCACGCGCUCGCAGGCGCAGCUCUCGCUGGUGGAGGGUCUGGAGAGCGCUGAAACAGGCCGCAGCGAGCGCGCGCCGGCGCACGUGUUCCAGGCGCUGCAGUACCUGCGCAAGGUGUGCAACCACCCGAAACUGGUGCUGAGCGAGCAGCACCCGAGCCACACGGACGUCAAGGAGUGGCUGCGCGCGCACGACUCGACGCUGGACCACAUCCAGCACUCGGCCAAACUGGUGGCGCUGCGCCAGCUACUGCUGGACCUGGGCAUCGGCGAGGAGGCGGGCGCGGCGCCGCUCGCCGUCGACGUGGUGCACCCGCACCGGGCGCUCAUCUUCUGCCAGCUCAAGUCGAUGCUGGAUAUUGUGGAGCGCGACCUGCUGCAGCGCCACCUGCCGGGCGUGACGUACCUGCGGCUGGACGGCGCUGUGCCGGCGGGCGAGCGCCAGGGCCUGGUGCACCGCUUCAACACGGACCCGAGCAUCGACUGCCUGCUGCUGACCACGCAGGUGGGCGGGCUGGGCCUGAACCUGGUUGGCGCCGACACCGUCAUCUUCGUCGAGCACGACUGGAACCCGAUGAAGGACCUUCAGGCGAUGGACCGCGCGCACCGCAUCGGCCAGCGGCGCGUGGUCAACGUGUACCGGCUGAUCACGCGCGGCACGCUCGAGCAGAAGAUUAUGGGCCUGCAGAAGUUCAAGCUCAUGACGGCCAACACUGUCAUCACCAGCGAGAACAGCAGCCUGCUCACCAUGGGAACCGACCAGCUGUUCGACCUGUUCACGCUGGAGGCGCACCGCAAGGAGGGCGGCGCGGCCGACGGGUCGCGCGCUCCCGAGGCACGGGGCAUCAAGGCCAUGCUCGAGUCGCUGCCCGAACUGUGGGAAGGAGAGCAGUACGAGCAGGAGUACGACCUGACCAGUUUCAUGAAGACCCUACGCUCGAAUGCGACGCCCUGACGCGGCCCGUUCACACGGCUGGCUGCCCUGGUCCGGGACCACGCGCGCUGUCACUGCAUGGGCCCGUUAUUCGGUGGUAUUCGGUGGAAUUCGUGGCCGUGGUUACCUAAUUGAGUCCCGAAUGACCCUGGGUUCAAAAGGUCUCGAAACGCACAUCCUUGCGUGCAGGGAGCUAAACUGCUGGCGUUACGUAAGCAGACCUACUCUGGACGACUUGGUCCGUUGCCGUUGCGCACUGUCCGCGUGAUCCUCCCCCGAAUGACGUCAGCCAUAGUCCGGGACGCUGUGCGUCCGCCUCGAGGUCCAGUGGCGCGCGCCGGGAAGCCACUCGGUGCGCAGCCUGUCCCGCGCCGGCGCGCUGCUGUGCAGACUUUCAGGGAGCGUGCAGUGUGCCGUGUGAUAUUGUCGGUCGGACGCCUCCUAACCUAGGCAGCCUUUGGGGCUGUCCGCCCGCUGGGUUCUAUGUUGCGACCGUCGGGGUCCAAACUAAGACGGUGCUGGGCUGGGUGGAUGUCGUUGCGACUGAGGUCGUCCUGCUGCUGCUCUCUACGCACCCGAUUGCGAGGUAUGCGUUGACUUGGAGCGCGAAUGCCCAUGCGGAUGGUCGAGAGGCGCUACGACACGUACUUUGGAUGCAUUGGUGCCUCGGAGUGUGAUGUCGAGUGUGUAAACAAGUUAGGUUUUGACAAAUACAUGGCCUUGAAACGA